AUGUGGGUAUUUUCAGGAGGACAUGGAUUUGGACUUGAUCAAUUCAGUAUUCCGACUAGUAUUAUACGUAAUCGUAGGACGGGCGUACUUAUCAUCAGUGAUACUGGAAAUGACCGUAUUAUGCUAUACUUUCCAGUUGCAACGGAUGGUAUUGUGAUUGCCGGGGGUAAUUUAGUCAACCCUAAUCCGUUGAACGGACCAGCCGGUUUCUAUGUCCAUCCAACAGGAGAGAGUCUUGUGAUCGCUAAUACGUUUAGUCACAACGUUAUUCGCUGGUUUCUAAACGACAAUACAGUCACAGUUCUUGCUGGCGAUAUUAAUGGAGAGGCUGGUGAUACGCCGGUACUACUAAGCUUUCCCAAAGAUGUAACUUCCGAUUCCCUUGGAAAUCUGUACGUGGCUGAUACGGGAAAUAAUCGUAUACAGUUGUUUAAGGCUGGUCAAACUGUUGGUAUUACCAUUGCAGGAGUAGCUGGACUAGCCGAUGCUGAUCCAUCCUCAUUACGUCGUCCCACUGCCAUUCAACUCGAUGAUCAAGGGAAUUUCCACAAUCGAUUACAAUCGAAGAAACAAACAUUCUGCAAUACUAAUCGAAUAAAAUUGAUUAAGGCCAAGGAGGAUACGACUGAUUUAACUGACUUUAAGUCAUCAAUGUCAUUAAAAGUCGUUGUAAGUCAAUUAAGUAAAAAAAGUCAUAAAAGUCAUGAAAAUCAUGUGUAA
Messenger RNA from Rotaria sp. Silwood1, 720 nucleotides. The record is from the annotation of a GenBank genome assembly. Lineage: Eukaryota; Metazoa; Rotifera; Eurotatoria; Philodinida; Philodinidae.